Messenger RNA from Pocillopora verrucosa, 3853 nucleotides. Its product is annotated as calcium/calmodulin-dependent protein kinase kinase 2-like. Gene Ontology annotation, molecular function: calcium/calmodulin-dependent protein kinase activity; ATP binding; calmodulin binding. Lineage: Eukaryota; Metazoa; Cnidaria; Anthozoa; Scleractinia; Pocilloporidae. Gene Ontology annotation, biological process: positive regulation of protein kinase activity; protein phosphorylation; intracellular signal transduction. The record is from RefSeq and is a predicted model, not a curated record. Gene Ontology annotation, cellular component: cytoplasm.
ACAGAUUUUUUAUUUGCAGUGAUAUUGUGGAUGUGUUAUCGACUUCGUGCACUUUUCUUUGGUCCAACAUUGAUUUUAUUUGAAAAAAAAAUAUCGUAUUUAAUUUGAGGUUAGUUAAUGAACAUUUUCAACUCCAAACGAAGUACAAUGCAACACAGAAGGACGGAAGGGUGUUUGUCGUCUUGGUAGCUAAGAGGCCAUAACAAAGCCCGACCCAUUGCUAGCUGAUGGGAAGCUAAUUUUCAUACCAUAGCUGGAAAACUUUAAUGGCAGGCUGAUUCAGUAAAAGCAUUUGGUGGAAGUUUGAAAUUGAAGACCUUAAUUACCCCUGCCAUGGAAUUAUCUUUUUGCAAACAAAAUUAUUUUAGGACAAGAAGUUUUGUAAAUCUCUUUGGAGGCAGAUAGUUUUUUCUCUUCCCUGUGGCAUUAUGGGAGCAGCAUGUACUAGCCAACCAUCGAAGGUUAAUGUAACAGGAGAAGGCAAACUAUCUCCUAACAACAGGUCUGUCACCCACUCAGCUGGAGGAACAAGCAAUGGCAUAAGGAAUGCUGGAUCAACUUUUAAUAGACACAACAAAGUAGCUGCCUCAAAUAGUAUAACUGAUGGAAGACAACACAGUAAGGAAAAGGUUUUAGUAAAGAAAGGUUCAGGUGUACUGAAUGCAACUCCCAAAACAAAAGUCAGUGUUGUUGAUGAAAACAGAUCAGAUGUGGGAGAAUCCCAACCAACUUUAGGUGGAAGACUUGAGGCAAGUUUUGCAUCUUUAAGGCGGAGUUCAGCCACUCCUGAUUUGCUCAACAGCAGCAGUGUAUUUGAUCUGUCAGAGGUACCCCACAUCUCGUCUAAACCAAGCAGUGCAGGCUCAGUAUCAUCCUCUCCUCGUCUCAAGAGACCUCCUACCAAGGAAUCCCGCAGUGUCUCCAUCUGUGAAACAGAGAACUUUCUUCAACUCAAUCAGUAUAGACUUAUGGAUGAAAUUGGGAAGGGCUCAUAUGGAGUUGUUAGACUCUGUUACUCUGAUUUUGAUCAGACAAACUAUGCAAUGAAGAUCAUUUCAAAGAAAAGGGUGAUGAGAAAGGCUGGCUUACGACGUCCUAGUGAUAAAGGAAAGAACACAGGAUUGGAAAACUUGCAAAGAGAAAUUGCAAUUCUAAAAAAAGUUGAUCAUCCCAAUGUUGUGAGCCUCAAUGAGGUUUUGGAUGAUCCUACUGAGGAUAAUCUCUAUCUGGUGUUUGAGCUCAUGGAUGGAGGAGAGGUGAUGGAGGUCCCUGGGCCAGCCUUGUCAGAACAAAAUGCUAGGAAAUAUUUUGUUGAUGUUGUGCUAGGAAUUGAAUACUUACAUUAUCAAAAGAUCGUCCAUCGAGAUAUAAAGCCAUCAAAUCUGUUAUUGGGAGAAGAUGGCCAUAUUAAGAUUGCAGAUUUUGGAGUGGCUGAUGUCUUUGAAGGUGAUGAUGCUUUGUUAAAUAAAACUGCAGGCUCUCCAGCUUUUAUGGCUCCAGAAACUUUACAAAACUCACGGGACAAAUACAGUGGAAAAGCGGCCGACAUAUGGGCACUUGGAAUCACUCUUUACUGCUUUGUCUUUGGCAAGGUUCCAUUUGACGACCAAAAUAGGAUGGGACUGUACGAGAAGAUAAAGACUGAACAGCUGACCUUUCCUGAGGAACCUGUAUUAAAUCCCCAGUUAGAGGAUCUUAUUUUGAGAAUGCUGACGAAAGAUCCCAGUGAAAGAAUUACCAUACAACAGAUCAAGGAGCAUCCGUGGGUUACUUACGGCGGUAAACAUCCUCUCCCUACCACUGAAGAAAACUGUACUGUUAUUGAAGUCACUGAUGAUGAUAUUCAGAACAGUGUAAAGUCUAUUCCAAAAAUUAAGACCCUGAUACUUGUGAAGAGUAUGUUGAAAUAUCACACAUUUGGGAGCCAAGCAAAAAUAGAGCGAAUACGAUCACACUCACAACCAAACAUCGCACGAAAUGUAGAAGACAGGGAAAUUACAAAAAUAUGAUCCUUAUUUCAAACUGGAUUGUUCUAACGUCUGAUAACCCUAAAAACAUUACCCUCCGAGUGGGUAUUAGGAAGGACGGUGAGCAUGCAGGCUACAAUAUUCAUUUUGAUGAACUAUGCUUCUUUUUGUCUUGCCAUUUAUACGAUAUUAAGGCUUAUAGAUUCACCAGCUUUGUUUUUUGUAUAGAACUUAGUAAAGAACCCGUUACCAGCCAAGAGAGAAAACUGUUAAGUGUAUAUAAACAUGAGAACGAUGCUAAUGAUAUGGUUGAAUGAGAGAGAAAUUAUUCUUUGCACAAAAACAACCUUAAGCACAGAAAACUUACUGAGACUGUUUAGGAGAACCGAAGAGGGUCCAAUUUUGAAAGCACAUUUUAUCUGAAUCCCACGUCAAUGUUUUUCGGCACUGAAAACGAAAGCAUUUAUUAGGAUCACAACAUCUUUUUCGUUACCUUCAACUCACUUUGCGACGGAAAAUACAGAUAAUCCUAAAAAUACAAAAACAGUUACAGAUUUAAUUAGAGUAGUUAGGAUAAUUUAUCAAUGGAACGAAGUUGUAUUUAUUGAUUCUGUUAACGGGGCUGAAACACAAAGCCAGAAAGAGUUUUAAAGGUGAUGCAAAAUAUGUAUAGAUAUAGUUUGAAUAAAUGUAGCUAAGAUUUAUUAUAAAUUAUAGAUUCAUACACAACCACCAUGUACACAAAUGUAAGUCGGAAGUUGACAGCCCUCUGUUUUGUUACAUUUUCCGCGGGGCAGAGUGUGGUGGCUGCGAUUUUUUUCCCUUUAUCUAAAUCUCAGGCUUCUCCCAUCAUGCGUGUAGUUUUUGUGUGCCUUUGCCUUUCAUAAGCUUGAUACCAGAAAGGGAGGCUGUGGAAAGUCUAAAAAAGGUUUUAUACUGGAUAUAUAUCUCAAAGUAAAGAGAAUUGAAUGCACAUAUAAUUUUACUGUUAAGUAAUGACGUGUUUACAGCGUAUACAUGGUGGACUGGUUCGUUACUUUGUGCGUGUCUCAGUUCUGGAAAAGGAAACUAACAGGUAACCAGACCACUGAAAUCUACAUUAUUUUUCUCAGUACUUGAGAACUAUAUCACUGCAAUAUUUAUUUGAUUCAACUGGCCUGUUCAUAGCUUCUUCACAUGAAUAUCUAUUUUUAACAUUAUUUUCGUCGAUUUCUAAAUAUUCAGAAAUGGUUUUGCGAAUCAAAGUAUAGGUUCAGUUUUUAUCUUGUUAAUGGUAUGAAAAAAUAAAUAUUGUUUAUGGCUCUGGAUGUUUUGUUGUCUAGCGAAGCUUACUCAGCAUUUUUUAUCAGCGGUACGACAAAUUUCGGUUGAAAUCGUGAUUUUAAUGAUUUGGUUAUUCUCGUAGUGCUCCUCGCAGUCUUUGGUUUCGCUAAUAACUCUCGGGAACCGCAGUUCGAGAUAAAAUUAAAACACGGCUUAUGUAAUUGAACUAACAAAUCCGCAUCGCGUUUAUCUUUGGCCAUCAAAACUUGUAAAUGCCUUUACCUAUUAACAAGUGUUUCCUCAUUGAGCAAACACGCGUAUAUUGUUGUAGCUUGAUGCUUUUUGGGUGAGUAAACAAUUGUCGGAUUUAUUAUAACGUCAGUUUAUUUGCAAGCUAGGAUUUCUCCAGGAUCCCUUCUAUAUUCCAAAUGCCUUUCUUCCUUCUUUUAGGUUUUUCUUUUGAUUUUUCGUGCGCAGUGCAGAUACCAGUCUUCUGGAACAUUUCAAACUCAUAGGAGUUCACUGUCCACUCUGCUUCAUCAGGGUCAGAGGCAAUCUCGUCCAUGGUUCUCUCAACAUACGUAGCGUGUCCAUUGGCAUCAACUAACAUCACUGUGUUGGUU